AUGUCUGAUGCAACAUCACUCCCGUAUUUUCAUGGAAACAUCAGCAAAAAGGCCUGUGAAAUUUUAUUUGCAGCAAAUGGGAAAGACGGAAGUUAUUUACUGCGAGAGAGUGAAACCAUUCCUAAUGUUUUAUGUCUCAGUGUCUACUUUCAAAGAAUUGUAUAUACGUACAGAAUUUUUAAAAAUCAUCGAGGACGUUUUAUGGUUCAGACAGGAUAUGGAGUCAAAGAAAAGUUCUUCAAAAACCUGGCUGAUUUAACUGUUUACUAUAAAAAACCUGGCAAAGGUCUUGUGACUCAAUUAUGUUGCCCUUUGGAAAAAAGCAAAACUAAGGAGGAGGUUAACGUUAAUGAUUAUGAAGAAGUUGAUGAUGCUGACUAUGUAGAAGUCCUCCCUGAUUGA
Carcharodon carcharias (great white shark) is the source of this 402-nucleotide messenger RNA. RefSeq lists its product as uncharacterized. Lineage: Eukaryota; Metazoa; Chordata; Chondrichthyes; Lamniformes; Lamnidae. The coding region runs from base 1 to 402 and encodes 133 amino acids. The transcript has 4 exons. The record is from RefSeq and is a predicted model, not a curated record.